Messenger RNA from Symbiodinium pilosum, 2310 nucleotides. NCBI's taxonomy places the organism in Eukaryota, Dinophyceae, Suessiales, Symbiodiniaceae. The record is from the annotation of a GenBank genome assembly.
AUGGAAGAGGACAUAGGACCAGUAAGAUACUUCGGAGCAUCUCAGGCUGACGGCAUUGCUGUGCUCAGUGAUUGUGACAGCUUGACGGAGGUUGACCGGCUCAUGCCUGGAGAUGUGGUGGCGGCACAGGUUCCAGUUAAUGGAAGUCAUGCACGACUCGUGGACGGAAGGGGAUGGCUUGGCCUCGACCAGAUCGGCAGCGGUUUGGAAGAAGUCCAUCCCUGGGCAGCCCAGAUCAUGCACAAGCCGAGAAUCACCAAGGCUGAUGCCGCAUCUUUGGGUUAUCUAUCUCUUGAUGAAGAAAAGUUAACACCAUUGGCUCAACACCUGCCGCUGCCGAAUCGAGUCAUUGCCCAGCUGGAGAGGAAGGGAGUGAAAAAAGCCUCUCCCAUUCAAGAAGCUGUGUUCUCAGACAUUUACAAGGGCAAGAGCAUGUGCUUGCAGAGUCAGACCGGAACUGGCAAAACUCUGGCAAUGAUCUUGCCGCUGCUUACUGCAAUGGCUGAGGAGUCCGAAUGGGGCAGACGAGGAGAUAAAAUCAUAGUAAUCACUUCAUGUCGAGAGUUGGCUGCUCAACUGUAUACCUACAUCGACAGCUUGGGCUUCUUCCCAAAGGCGAAAGGCUAUGCAACCAUGGUCAUUGUAGGCAAUGUGCCUCCCUCUGAAGCUGUUCUGAAUGCAAACGUCAUCAUCGGCACACCCAACGAGCUAGGAGGCCUGCUGCACAAGGACAGGGAGAUAAUUCAGACCUUGCACACUAAGCUCAGGGGCAUUGUCUUGGAUGAGGUUGACGAAUAUACAACUGCCCCACGACUAUUCGCAUCGAAGUGGGCUAUCAAAAAGAAACGGCGCAUCUACAACGAAAAGAAGGCAGUUCUUUCUGGCCGACUUGGUAAUUUCAACACGGGCGUCAUCGAGUGGUUCCUGAAGCGAUCGUUGGCCUACUCUCGACGACAGGAUUUGCAAGUUCUUGCAGCAUCCGCAACAAUGAACCGCGACAUGGCAAGAAAAGUCCACCGCCUGCUCCGAUGGGAUCCUCUUGGACGUUGGUUCAACAAACCCCCUCCACUCAUGCGGCCUCUGGCCAUGAUGAAGUCAGACUUCCAAGCCAUUCCUAUGAUGCCGACUGUGCCUCUGGAUUUAGAUCACCGCUAUGUCCCCGUGAUUCCUUCCAUAAGUAGCACGGAGAUAAGUGACGCUCACUGGACGCGUAAGCCCUAUGAAAAGGGUGGCCUGCCGCGGCUUAAGGUCAAGGCCAUAAAUCAAAGACGAGGCAUGGGUCAGCGUCCAGUGAAAAAGGACAAGGCGGUUGCUAUGCUUGAUGGCUUGCAUGAUGCACUGAAGUCCAGAAAGCAAGGAAGCGGGACUUCCUUGGUGGUGAUAUGCCGGACAGUUGGACUUACUGUGCGUGAAGCGGUUCGGACACUCCACGAGUGGGGCUUCCAUGAGGCUGAAGCCAUCCAUGAGGCUUUGUGGACAGAUCCGCGGGAUUGGCCAAGUCGCUGGGCCAUCAAGUACAGCUAUGAUCAACAGGAUCAUGCGACAGAAAUUGCUGAAAGGCAUGAGCAGCUCAAUGAGAGGGCAAGGACUGCAACCCCUCUUGAGCAGCCUGUGGGAUGUGAUGCUUGGAGGGAAAUGGAAGAGCGCAAGAAAGCAGGAGAGAACACCGCACCGGUGCUAGUUGGAUUUGAAGGGCUCGGCCGUGGUAUUCACUUUGACGGUGUUGAGACCGUGUAUAUCCUCGGGCUUCCUCAACAGCCGCGUGCGUACAUGCACUAUGCAGGUAGGGUUGGGAGAUUUGGACAGAAAGCUGGCAAAGUAGUUUCCAUCAUACCCAAAGCAGGACAAAAGGUCUUGAAGGCAUGGGCAAGCAAGGUUGGUCCUGGCGUGAAGUUCCGGCAGGAGCCCAUAAUGAGGAUUCGCAGUGCUGAGGUUUCUAACGUGGAGCCACACAAGCUGCCGCUGCAGAUGGAGCGGCGUUUGCGCCCUGCCUCAGAGCCUGUGGAAGAGGAAGAAGUUGAGCAACAGGAGCCGCUGUUGCUGCCAGAGCCAGAAGAUCCAUAUCGAUUGCCUGAGCUGGAGUCGGAUGAUUCCGAAGAGCCUGAAAAGGAGCCUGUACCGGUUCCACACAAGAUGGCAGAUGCCAUCCGCAGCCGUGGGAAACAGGGUGAGCUCGGUGUUAAACAGAUAGCAGCUGAAAUGCAAAGGGCCACUUCGAGAUGGCCGGGACCACAGGAAGUGCCCCGGCACACGACCAAGCGCGAGAGAUGGAAGCAAGAGAAGGCAGCCAAGGCAGCAAGAAAGCCAUAG